Molecule: messenger RNA, 396 nt
Organism: Blepharisma stoltei
Lineage: Eukaryota; Ciliophora; Heterotrichea; Heterotrichida; Blepharismidae
Source: the annotation of a GenBank genome assembly
AUGAUAAAAAUAUCAAGGAAUUUACUUUACCUUGAAACAAAACACACACUUGCUUAUUUAUGUCCAUCUCCUGUGCUCCCAGGCCACUCCUUGAUUUUCCCAAAGCAACAAGUAUCUAAGCUAUAUCAAUUAGGCAAUGAUUCAAGUUUUGAUCUUUGGCUCUCAGUUCAAAGGGCUUCUAAAAUUUUGGAAAAAUAUUACUUUAGUACAUCGACUACAAUAGAAGUUAAGGAUGGUGUUAAUCCUUGGCUUUAUAUAAAUAUUAUCCCUAGAAAAUCCUGCGAUUUAGAAGAAAAUGAUACCAUAUAUGGAAUUAUUGAAAAUCUAAGUUUCGGAGAAGAUAACAUAAACCUUAGACAGGAGAUUGAAAUGCUUAAAAAGCUUAUAAGCAAUUAA